Messenger RNA from Chondrus crispus (carragheen), 2955 nucleotides. RefSeq lists its product as hypothetical. Gene Ontology annotation, cellular component: plasma membrane. NCBI's taxonomy places the organism in Eukaryota, Rhodophyta, Florideophyceae, Gigartinales, Gigartinaceae. Bases 1 to 2955 code for a protein of 984 amino acids. The record is from RefSeq and is a predicted model, not a curated record. Gene Ontology annotation, molecular function: oxidoreductase activity. The transcript has a single exon.
AUGCGUUCCUUUCUGUCGCGGUGCCCAGGGGGAAGACAGUUUCUCUCAACCACAGAAUCAGUGCUCUCAACGAACGGGUUCGCUUAUACCUUUCUCGGUCUGUAUGUGGCUUGCAACGUGCUAUUAUUUCUCGAUGCUGCCGUCAUGGAGGCCAACUUACACACAGAUUUUCAAAAAUACGUAACCGCAAUUGCCCGAGGAUGUGGAGCCACCAUCAAUCUCAACAUGGGCGUCGUGAUACUUCUCGCUUCAAGAUCAACGUUGAGUUUCCUGAGGGAAACUCCUUUGAAUAUGGUCUUACCACUUGAUAAAGCAAUGCCAGAACUCCACAAAGUUGUUGGAAUACUGAUCGUGAAUGCAGGUAUUUUGCACUCCGCAACACAUUGGGCUACCUACAUAGCGAAGAAGCCAUGGUUGGGCGGUUUCCAAGGAAGUACAUCCCUUUUUGUAAGUGGGACGAUUUUGCUUAUUUUGGCGGUAGCAAUUCGGGUUGUAGCAAGGACCGUCGUGUAUCAGUCAAACUACGAAGCCUUCUAUCGCAUUCAUGUAGGAGGUGCUAUUGCUAUGUUUAUCACUAUUGUGAUCCAUGGACUUCACUACGGGGUUCCCAAUACUUGGAAAUGGAUUGUUGGACCCGCUAUUAUUUACGUUAUUGACGUUAGCGCGAGGACAUUUCGAGAGAAGAGAUCAUAUCUUCUUGUAUCCAAGCAUUCAGCAGUGUUCCAAGGUCCCGACAUUUUGAAGAUUAGACUGCCGCGAGUCUUUCAUUUUGUUGCAGGUCAAUAUGCGGAACUCAAAGUGCCUGCAAUUAGCCAUUUUCAGUGGCAUCCAUUUACAAUAGCGUCUGCUCCUCACGAAGCAGAGAUGACUUUCUAUAUCAAAGCUGUUGGUGAUUGGACUAUAUCCUUGUACCAACUUUUUGGAGAACGGAUACGUUCUAAUGGAGCCGAUAUUGAGGUGCACAUCCGCGGACCCUUUGGUGCGGCCACGCAACACGUAGGACAGUUUGACAGGGUUAUUUUGAUCGGUGGAGGUGUCGGGGCAACUCCUUUCUGUUCGGUCACAAAAGACUCGUAUAACUGGAUUUCCAACUGGACUCCUUCGAAGAGGAAGAAACAAAGCAAGAGCCCUCUAGUACGCAACUUCAUUGAAAAUCGGCCUCGUGGACGGCGUCCCUUCAACAUCACAGAGGACUCUGCCCGGAAUUCUCGUAACGAGGAGCACCGUUCCAAUCCUCGUCAUGGUUCCAGAUUAGCAAGAGCUGCAGACUCGGAAACAUCAGAUUCUCACAUAUUCACGACAAACGUCUUUUCAGAGACUCUAGCUCUGUCAGACUUAGCACGGAUGAGCGACGCAGGUGAGUCUGUGGAAGAGCUUAUCUCUUGGAGAGGAAGACAAAUGGGUCAUGCAAUGCUAGAAUCCCUCCAGAACUCGCCGGAACAAAGCAACGACAGGGGCAACGACAAUCAAGACGAGCAAGGGGAGACUUCAAAUUCUGGGAGAGAAUACGUUUCCGCAGAGGGCUCAUCCUCGAACUCAGCUGAGACUGAACUCAACUUUAGAAAUAACAUGGGAAACGCACAUGAGACGUUGCAGGCAAGUCAAUUCGACGCACGAGCGUCUUCCAGAUCAUUAAGCAAGCACGCAACUGCCUCUAAGGCCUCAACAACGAGGAAGUUUGCUCAACCGUUCUCCAGGUCUUUACAGGCGUACGGUGAUGAGGAUGGUAUGGGUUCUUAUCGCGAGAACUCGUCGGGUCACCAACGACAGAGUGUUGAUUACUAUUCAGCACUGUACUCUGCCUACUCUGACCAAGAAAACAACGAGAUCUACCAAAAGAGUUUGCACAUGAUCGUUGGAAUGAGCUUCGGGUCCGUUUCUCUCGUAAAAAAUAUGCAAAGGCGCCGAGCGCGCAAAAACAUAACGCAAGCAGGUGCAGAGCAACUCCCGGUGGUAACGGAAUCUGAAGAUCUUCGCAUAUUUGACAACCCACGGGUUUUGUUUUUGUUAUUUCUGCGAAGCGUGACUAUAAACAUGGUGCUGCUUUGGCUCCUCAUCAUUCGCUUUAUCCUGGCUGGGACAGCGUACGUUUUCGAUGGACUUCGGGUUUUCGACAAUAGUAUAGCAAUUUACAAGAGUUCUACUCUCACAAAAGUGGAUUUGGUUCUGGUAUGCUUGGUGGUAUUGCUUGUUGGCAUCCCGUCUGUUUUGGAGAUCGUCGAACUCGGUGCUGCCCCUGUACACGGAAUCGAUCUAUUUGUGCUCACGCCUCUCGCUCUCUUUGGUUUGGUGGCUGACUCCGCCGUCCUGCUCGGGGUUGGAAAUAACGUCCAACUAUUCGCAGUUAUCCAUCUCUUUGUGAUUUGGCCCAUAUUGGCGAUACUCCUCAUGAUGCGGUUACUGCGUGUGAUUGGAGAAAGAAUUGCACAAGCGGAAUGCCUUCUACAGACGCACUCAAGCACCAAAGCAGUCGAUUUCUACUGGACCGCUCCGACACCAAAUGACGACAAAUGGCUCGUCAACGAACUUGCGCCAUACUCUAACAAUGAGAAGGUGCAAAUGCACCGCUACCUCACAAGAAUCACCGAGGCGCCAACAAAUACUGUAAUACAACCUCCGAAUAAGCAAUACCUUCAUACAAAUUACGGACGACCCAAAUGGAGCGAGAUACUGAAUGAAACGGCAGAGAACUGCAAAAACAAUACAACCAUCGGAGUAUUCUUCUGCGGCCCUCAUUCGAUGGGCCAGGCGGUGCAGGAUGCGUGUAUGGACGCAAUGAGGAACAGCAUCAUUCGAGGACUUCACUCUGGGGCGCAUGCGAUGCGACGUCUGGAAGAGGUCUUCGGAGAAGCCGUAUCAGCGAACGUGUACACAGGUGAGAGGGCGGACUCGAAGCGUGCAGGUGCCAACGGGUGUAACGUGAAGUUUGUUUUCAAGCGGGAGUCUUUUGCAUAG